UGUAUUCUGGGAACACACAGUAGUUUCAAGAUGGCGGCGAGCAGGAGGCUGGCCAAGGAACUUGACGAGAUUCGCAAGUCUGGAAUGAAAAACUUCAGAAACAUUCAAGUUGAGGAAUCAAACCUAUUGUCAUGGCAAGGGCUCAUUGUUCCUGACAACCCUCCUUAUGACAAAGGUGCGUUCAGAAUCGAAAUCAUUUUCCCCACCGAGUACCCUUUCAAGCCUCCCAAGAUCACAUUCAAAACAAAGAUCUAUCACCCCAACAUUGAUGAGAAGGGCCAGGUGUGCUUGCCUGUGAUCAGUGCAGAGAACUGGAAGCCUGCCACCAAAACUGACCAAGUAAUUCAGUCCCUCAUUGCGCUGGUGAACGACCCCCAGCCGGAGCAUCCCCUUCGGGCAGACCUAGCAGAAGAAUACUCAAAGGACCGUAAAAAAUUCUUGAAGAACGCUGAAGAGUUUACAAAGAAACACGGUGAAAAGCGGCCAAUGGACUGAUCACCUGACGAGUGUGUAGCCCUCUCUCAGUCUCUUUCUCCCCCUCUACUCCUAUCUCACCUGCCCGACAAAAUACCGAUCAUCCUCCCGCCUCCCUGCUCCCCCACACCUCAUCACCUUCCUUGCUCACUUUCCUACCCCCUUCUCCCCCACACCGGUCCUCCCUACAGUCCAGGAGCCGCCCAGCUGAAGCCAGGCAGCGGCAGCCUCAGCCUCCCUCCCCAUCCAGGACUCUCUGUGGAUCAGACAGCUUCCUCCCUCUCCUCUUACUACUGCUCCUCCUCCUCGGCCAUAAAUCUCCAGACCGUUUCUAACUUUCUACUCUUUUCUUAAUGUGAAAAAAUGGAAACAGAAAUGCUAAGGGAACAUGAUGUUCAGAUGAGGAAUUAGAUGGAAAUACUGAGUGAUGUGUUAGUUUUCUGUUUUUCUUUUCCUCUACAUAAACAUUUUUUGUGUUAAAUAUAUCUCACUUAGGCACGGUUUUUCUGAAAUAUUUUAUUUUUUGCAGAGCAGGAAAACUGAUUUGAUUUUUUCCCCCCUCUGGCCCAGCAUCAAUUACCAUUUAGGCUAAAAACAAACAUGACCAAAAGAAGAAAAGCUGUAGGUAGGACCUGGAGGUGUGUGCCGAUGGAAAUGUUUCCCUUACUCACCUCCACUGCUUCUAGACUUGCACUGUACUUAAUGGGACAAUCCCUCCCACAUCUUCUUCCCCACAGUUUGUAACACACUGAGCAGAAACAAACCAUGGCAGGCCACACAAUAAUUUAAUUAUUGCUGAAAAUAAUACAGAAUGAGUGUUAAAGAAAAGAAAAUUAGUUUGCAAACAUUCAAAACAUGCAGUUUUUAGCAGGCCCUCAUGGACUAUGCUGUUAAAACAGUUUUUUAGCAUGACAAAUGGCUAUUGUGAUUUUUUCCCCCCUUCCUUAUUAUUUUCUUUCUCCACAUGAAAUUUUUUUGAUUGGAAUUGACAUUUAAAAUUUGCGAAUGUGAACCUUAAUUUGACUCUCCUCUCCCACUAUUGGGCAUCCCAAUAUUACCACCUAUCACAUUAGAAACAGAGCCCUUUACCAAACUGAGACAUAUUCCAGCGGCAGAUGGACUGUCAGCUGCCCAGCUGAAAGGGACUUAACUCGUUGGGAGGGGGGGAAGGAGAAGCUGGAGAAGGAUGCACUCAGCUGGAAUGAAGCUCAGCUCCUGGAGGCGGUCCAAGAAACAAGCACCUUGAAGGCAGCUGGGAGAGGGCUGGCUGUCCGGGGAUGUGUCAGGACACGGAAAGGGACUGCAGUGGCCAAAAAACCACCAUGUAACAGCUGUUUGAUCUGGUCCCAAUAUUGUUUCAUAAUAAAGAUGGCUAACCAUUUGGCCUCACUGUC
Molecule: messenger RNA, 1868 nt
Organism: Centropristis striata (black sea bass)
Lineage: Eukaryota; Metazoa; Chordata; Actinopteri; Perciformes; Serranidae
Product: ubiquitin-conjugating enzyme E2 L3
Exons: 4
Coding region: 31-495 (154 amino acids)
Source: RefSeq, a predicted model, not a curated record